AUGCGCGAACGCCUCGGCUUCCACUUAAAACAGCCCUCAAUAGAGGACGAGUCGCCGAGACUGGGAACAUUUAUCUUAAACUGGCUAAAUUCUUUCUUUUCGGAUACGAACCCGACCGCGAGUUGCAGCUAUGGUCAAUUCCAGGGGACAUACAACACGACUCGUCUUGGUCGUACUUUCGAGUCCUACCGCGGGAUACCAUAUGCUGAAGCACCAGUUGGCUCUAUGAGGUUUCAACCACCGAAACUAAUUCAAUACUAUAGAGGAAUGGUGAAUGCGACCAAAGAUGGCAAGAUAUGUCCGCAAUUAUCGAGCGAAAACAACACCUUUGCUUUUGACGAUAUGGACGAAGAUUGCUUAUUUGUCAAUGUUUAUACUCCGCAACGGAGUGACAGGAAAAGACUUUUACCAGUGUUUGUUUACAUUCACCAAAGCGCUUUCUACUUCAAAAACUCACGUAGUGACUUAUAUGGACCCGACUAUCUUCUAGACCGCGAUAUUGUCUUUGUUACGUUCAACUACAGACUUGGAACUCUAGGUUACCUGAGUACUGGAGAUGAACUAGCUCCAGGUAACAAUGGAUUUAAAGACAUGGUUACAUUACUCAAGUGGGUGAAAAGGUACAUAGUUGCCUUUGGAGGAAACCCUGGUAGUGUGACAGUCGGAGGAUAUAGUUCAGGAGCUAUCAGCAUCGUCUCACUCAUGGUGUCGCCGAUGGCAAAAGGACUAUUUCAUCGGGCCAUAGCAAUGGGUGGAUCAUCAACGAGAAACAACGAGACCAAAACGGACUUGUAUGACUUAGCCGUGAAACAAGCGGAAAUCUUCAACUGUCCAACAGAAAACUCAAAAGUAAUAGUGGAAUGCUUGAAGGAAAAACCUUGGAUUGACUAUGCAAAAACGUUUUCACAAUUUUGGGCAUUCACAAACAAUCCGAGUCAUCUAUGGGAGCCGAUAGUUGAGAAGGAUUUUGGACAAGAACGGUUUCUAACCAUGAACACAAUAGAAUCAAUCAGGCAAGGGAAGAUGAUGAAUAUACCUCUGAUCAUCGGUCAGGGUACAGCAGAAGAAUAUCCUUUCGCAUAUCCAAUUUUAAACAAUGAAACACUUCUCAAAAUGGCUAAUGAGCGGUGGGACGAAUUUGCUUCUAUAGCAUUUUUCCUACCAGAACAAAAUAGGAUGAAGGCCUUAGAGGUUUUACGCACUUAUUACAUUAAGAAUGAGAUAUUAAACAAUGAUGAUGAGAGUGCUGAUAGACUGGGAACAAUCUACGGCGAUGACAGUACUGCUUUUCCAGUGGAGAGGUUGUCUAAAUUAUUGUCGAUUCAUUCCCGAAAACCAGUUUACUACUAUUACUUCACCUAUGUCGGCAACCACAGCUAUACUGAAGAAUAA
Aricia agestis (brown argus) is the source of this 1392-nucleotide messenger RNA. Its product is annotated as venom carboxylesterase-6-like. Lineage: Eukaryota; Metazoa; Arthropoda; Insecta; Lepidoptera; Lycaenidae. The transcript is spliced from 10 exons. The coding region runs from base 1 to 1392 and encodes 463 amino acids. The record is from RefSeq and is a predicted model, not a curated record.